Fusarium vanettenii 77-13-4 is the source of this 1905-nucleotide messenger RNA. RefSeq lists its product as uncharacterized. Bases 1 to 1905 code for a protein of 634 amino acids. The record is from RefSeq and is a predicted model, not a curated record. Gene Ontology annotation, molecular function: protein binding. The transcript is spliced from 4 exons. NCBI's taxonomy places the organism in Eukaryota, Fungi, Ascomycota, Sordariomycetes, Hypocreales, Nectriaceae.
AUGACUCUUAGGAGAAGCGCCAGAAUUCGAAACCAGGAUGCCCAGGGACCACCUGAGCCCCAACAAUUGCAGCCUGUCCCACUCAAACGCAAAGCCCCGCCAGCCAAGGCACAGGGGGUUGCGAAACGCAACAAGAGUGCAACAGAGCCAGCAAAGCCCAAGGCCAAGGCCAAACAACCAAAUGUCCAGGCUCAAAUCGUCUCGAACGAUGAUGCACUUUCGUCCCUGCCACCGGAGAUUUUCAACAUGAUCCUGCAGAGCAUUGAUGAUCGACCAACUCUGGGCAAACUGGGCCGCACAUGCAAGAAAUACUAUUCAAUUGCAAUGCCAUACCUCUACAAGCACAUUGCCGUGGCUGCCAUGUUUCACGCCCACAUUCCAAAGCUCAUCCGUGCGCUUGAGCCGGUUCUCACCAUAGCACAGAAGAAGCAGCUGAAGAAGGAAGGCAAGUACAAAGGCCAGCAGGAACGAUUUUCAUCUCGUCUUGACGAGAACGCCAAGCCACUCUGUGCAGACUACGUUCGUAGCAUCGUCGUCGGUGUGUGCGACCCGGGGCGAAAGCACAAGUACAUUACCAACAGAUAUCUGGAAGAGGCCUUUCAGAACUUGAACAAUCUGGAGAUUAUUGAGACGCGAGUUCUUACAGAACAAAUGGCGGAAAGCAUUGUAUCACUGAAGAACCUGAAAGCUUUGUCUGUGAGUACAGCCAGGUUUGAAGAAGGUGCUAUGCGACCGCUUGCAAAAAUCAAGAACCUGCAGCAUCUAUUUGUUGAGGAUUACAGCUGGGGCAUGGGCAUGGGCAAGGACAACGUGGUUCGGUCAAUGCUACUGAACUCUAGGUCGACACUUCGCAGUCUGUCUAUGCGUACAAGCUCAUACGCCACCUGCUUUCUCGACGACUGGGAGAAGAUGGUUUCCGCAUCCAAAUCCAGCCAAGCACAUGAUCUCAUCGCCCUCAAGUCAUUCACUCUUUCUGGCGUCAGAUUUGAUGAAGGCAACUUCUUAAAGUCGAUGCAGAGGGCCAUUGACUUUGCCGGUCUGCACGAGCUUAGGCUUGGGCGUCUGGCUGAAGGCAGACACCUCCUUUUUCAGUAUCUCGCAAGUUUGGCCGGCUCAGCCCCGGACAAGCACAUAGAUUUGCGAACCCUAAGUGUGGACAUGUCGCACAAUCACCGUAUAGAGACGCCUGAGCAGAAGCAGACGGGCUUUGACGCCAAAUGCGCCUUCAUCUCCUCGUUCGAUACCCUCUCGACUCUGGAACUUGUGGAUUACAAUCAAUAUCAGGAACACAUGGUCAAUCCUGGAUUGUCGGAUACACUGCUGCAAGCCAUCCUCAAGCACGAGAACCUGAAAGUUUUCAGGAUAUCUUACACAGGAAUCAUUUCUGGCUGCAAGAUCCCAUAUCUGUCGGCCGAAACUGUGGCCACCAUCGUCAACAACCUACCUCAUCUGGAGGAAUUCGAGUUUGCGCCGGAAGAGAGUGAAAUUGACAAAAUCGGCGAGGCACUUGCUGCCAGCCCCAAUCUCACCAGCGUUACCUGCUGGCCGCAUGCCCGCUGGGGAAAUCCUGGCCAAGAAGAUCGAGAAAAAAUACCCGGCACCAACAUUUUAAGAGGCAUCCUACAAGGAUUCAUGUCUCGCGCUGGCAACAGCGACAACACCAAGUUUGUCUGGGAAGAUCACUACAAGCUCAAGCGAGUCUCUGUGACCUAUCGAGCAUGGGUGGUUGCGUCCAAGUUUGGAAAGCUUGAGAAGGGUAUGAAGAAGGAGGAAAAGAUGAAGAGCAGUGAUGAGAAGCGGGAGGUUUUGUACCGUGAUAUCUCGGGGACCUUUCUUCGGUAUAUACAUGUCGGCUACGAUCCUGGCUUUGAGUGGGUGGAGAAGGUGUCAAAGGAUAUGGAUUGA